This is a messenger RNA of Penicillium verhagenii, 333 nucleotides long. RefSeq lists its product as uncharacterized. The record is from RefSeq and is a predicted model, not a curated record. The transcript has a single exon. Bases 1 to 333 code for a protein of 110 amino acids. NCBI's taxonomy places the organism in Eukaryota, Fungi, Ascomycota, Eurotiomycetes, Eurotiales, Aspergillaceae.
AUGCCCGACAAGCUUCGUGGACCACAUCAUGAGGUCUAUACGAACGCUGCUCGGUCUCUCGUUGACCAAUUCCAUGCAACUAGUCAUCCCAGAUAUCUGCUUAUAUGGCUGGUCCAUUUACCAGAAGCGCUCAUCGAUCUUCUUAGUGUGGGCGAUUUCACUGCUCGGCUGAUCUUUCUUGCAUACGCUAUAGCAUGGAAAUCCUUCAGAGAUAUUUGGUUCGUCGGCAAUACCGGCGAGCUUCUGAGUGGAGAACUCAUUGAUCCUAAAGAAGCCAUUCCUCCAGAAUGGACGGAUAUCGUGGAUUCCAUCAGAGAGGAAUUCAUGAAAUGA